This is a messenger RNA of Amaranthus tricolor (Joseph's coat), 1665 nucleotides long. Its product is annotated as NEP1-interacting protein-like 2. Lineage: Eukaryota; Viridiplantae; Streptophyta; Magnoliopsida; Caryophyllales; Amaranthaceae. The coding region runs from base 143 to 895 and encodes 250 amino acids. The transcript is spliced from 6 exons. The record is from RefSeq and is a predicted model, not a curated record.
UUAAGUAAAAAAUUUAUAAAAUUAGUGUAUAAAUAUUCUAGGGUAAAUUGAAUCUCACAUUUAUGUCUACUCCACUCACACCAAUGUCCACUCCCAAUUUGUACGAUCAACUAUUCAUCACCUACUUAUAUCAAGCAUUUAAAUGCUUCAAAUUCAUUCCUUUUCCUUGGAUCUGGCAAUUAUUUCAAGCAGCCUCUCUUCUCCUUUCUCUAUCAUGGAAGCGAAUCCACUAAUGGAAAAUUAUGAAGAUGGGUCUUUUGAAGAUAGAGAGAUUAUUGGAGUUUAUGAUUAUAUACCCAAAUUGAUUGGUGGUGCUGUUUCUGGUGCUCUUACUGGUGUUUUCGCUCUUGCUGGUGCUUUUACUGGAGCCAUUACCGGGGCUUUAGCUGGUAGGGCUUCUGACAGUGGAUUGCUCAGAGGUGCAGGGUUGGGUGCUGUGGCAGGUGCGGUUCUUUCUGUAGAAGUUUUGGAAGCUUCUCGUGCUUAUUGGUAUUCACAGCAAUCUGGUUUACGAACCUCGUCAUCUAUGGCAGAUUUCAUAGAGGAGCUACUCCAUGGGAGAUUCGUUGAGGAACAAUUACCACCUGCAGUAUUAACUGGGUACUAUUGGCAGGCUAGCCUUGUUAAUGUUGUUUAUGACGAUGUUUAUGAUGUUUACGGUGAUGUGUCCCCGAGAGGGUUAUCUAGGGACUCACUGAAAGAGCUCCCCUGCCACGUGAUCUUGGAUAUUAAAAACGCAACAGACAACGUAUGCUGCACCAUAUGUUUGCAGGAUUUGGAGUUGGGAGAUACUGCUAGGUGUUUGCCUCACUGCGGCCACACAUUCCACCAAAAAUGUGUCGAUAAAUGGCUUGUAACACGAGGUUCCUGCCCUGUUUGCAGACGGGAUGUUUGAAUUGAAGUUUUGAUGUAAAUAUGUACUCUCGGAACUAUCAUAUGAUUCCUACUUUUCUGGUGAGUUCUGUAUUAGCUUUUGUAAAUAUUACCGAGCUUUGAGUGAACCCGGAAGGCCUCCUUCCCUCGUCCUGAAUGUAGCCGCAUUUUCUUCAGUAUUAGUAGGGAAGAAAUUGUUGGCAUUUUGUAAAUUUUGGACAAUUUACUUUCGGCUUACAGCUUGUCUUAUGUAUAAACGCUAUCAGCACAAUAAGCUUUUUAUAUUUCACUUGCAUUGAAAAACAAAGCUAACAAGCAUAAUUCAGUUGACUUGUUUAAUCGGUGGGUUGGAAGGAUUGACUGUUUUUGUUGAUUUCUAAAAUAGCUGGAAUCACCCAGUUAUUUAUAGAAAUGUUUGGUAAAAGUCGGUCUUUCAACUGUCUUGAGAAUCAUUAAUCAAACAAGUAAUUUAAUUGUUUGACCGACCAACAAGACAAAAGCCAAUAAAAAAUUGUUCAAAAAUCAUCACCAAAAAAGUCUAUUUGUAUUUGUUGAGUGGUUCUUCAUAAAAAUGGGUAAAUGAAGCUUGAUCAGACCCGACCUAUUUUUGAUCAACCCGACUCAAAAAUAACACCAAAAUGAAAAGUGAAAUGCCAAAACAACUCCGCCCCAAAAUAAACCCAAACUACCCACUUCUCACACCCUUGUAUUGGGUGUUACUUAAACAUGCAUAACAAUCAAGACAAAAGUCCAUACAAGAAAUGCGAUUAUGUUAAUAUUUAGUCAUAAUUC